CACAGAUAUGUCGCAUUUUGUUCAUUUUCAUUUGAAACAUGAUGUGGAAAGCUACGUCCAUCAGGAGAAUGGGGCAAAUUUAUUUGAUGCUUUUCAUUCUUGUUGCAGUGGUGAAGAGUGAAGUGGCAUUUGAUUUAAGUCUGAAAGACAUGCAGAAAGUAUGUUCGAUUUCCGAUAAUGGAGUAACGAAAGAGUGCGCUUCUCAAAUGAAAGAAGUCUGCAGUAAUACCAUAUGGCUUGAAAUGUUUGAUGCUUCCUCUAAAUUUAUAUAUCCUGGUAUGGCGACAUCUGUUAGAGGGGACUAUGGCAAUUUUGAUGAAUGCGUUAAAAUUGAUCAUAAAUACAGUAGAGGCAGAAUACUUGGAAAAUAUUGUUAUCCAGGACUGGUGAUACCUGAUUUAACCGAUUUGAAUAAUACUGAUUUGAAUAAAUUCUUCAAGUUUGCAAUAUGUAUGCCUGACGCAUGUUCAGCAGCAGACUACAACACAAUAUUUCAAAAUAUAUUCCAAAAUGAAUUUCCCCCUUUAUUUCGUGAUGACUUCUGCGUGACAAAAGAAAGUGGUGAACAAUUCAAGGCAAUAGAUAUAGCUACGAUGAUAAUCAUAUGUUUGACUGCGUGUAUGGUCAUUUGUUCAACUACUUAUGACGUGUAUCUUCAUAAAACUGAAACAAAAAGUCGACAUCCUCUUAUGAUAGCCUUUUCUGUCUAUUCGAAUGGUUUGAAGAUAUUACAAACUUCAGAAGGAAAUAAAGGACAAAUUAGUGUUUUUCAUGGAAUGAAAACCAUUAGUAUGUUUUGGGUCAUAACCGGACAUGGAUUGGUCGCUUGGAGGUCACUCUUGGUAACAGAUAUGGAAGAAACUACAGAAAUACAGAAACAAUGGUACUUUUUCUAUGCUACUGCAGCACCAUUAGCGGUUGAUACAUUUUUUUAUAUAGGUGGAUUUCUAUUGGCGUAUCAGUACAUGAAAAUAAAAUCCAAACCUUUGAAAGAGCACCUACUGGCUAUACCACAAAUGAUUAUUCAUCGUUAUCUGAGGUUAACUCCAGCUGUAUUGAUGCUUUAUUUGGUCACUCUUUCAUUCUUUCCACGUAUGAGAAGUGGCCCUUUAUGGAAACCUGCAAUGAAGCAAAUAACCGAUCCUUGUAACUCCAAUCCUGCAUGGACAUUUUUCCUUUAUAUACAGAAUUACUACACAUAUCCUGAUGAAGUCGUAAGUAGAUCUAAAAUUGUUAUUUACUUCAACGCUCAUGCCUCAGUCACUAGAUUUGUCUCCUGCAACUUUUUCUUGUUUCUGAGAUUGGAGAGAGAGACCCAUGAUAUGACGCCGUUCUGCGACGAUAGAGGGGGAAAAAACCCUAUCGCUGAUAAUUACGAUACUCAUUCAAGAUUGGUUGAUUACUUCAUUGGUGUAAUGAUGGGAGUUUUCAUGAGGGAGCGGCCAAAUACGUCAUUUUUAUAUAACAAAGUGAAGCAUAAAUCUAUUGUAAACUUGACGAUCUGGAUAAUAAUUUUGUGUGGAAUGUUGACUACCACUAUAUGUUAUCAAGAAGUGGAAACUCACGAGGCAUACGAAAAUAAAGCGGUAUUCUAUAGCUUGAUGAGACCAGCAUGGUGUAUCGGAUUGAGUUGGAUAGUCUAUUCUUCGUUUCAUGGAUAUGGAGGUAUUGUCGACUGGUUCCUUGCGAGGCCGAUUUUUCAAAUUCUGGGAAAGUUAUCAUACUGCAUGUAUCUGGUACAUGGAUUAGUUAUCGUGUAUAAUAUUGGAAACAUACGUACAAGACAAUAUUUCAGCAUCUUAAAUGGGUUUUAUCAAUGGUGUUCUCACGUUAUAGUUUCUGUUGCCUUGGCAUUCGUUUGGACACUAGCCUUCGAGUCACCGCUUAUGAUCGUGGAGAAGUUCAUAAUGGGUCAUGUUAAAAAAACAGAUAAAUCAACCAAAAUAUAAGGAAGCCACACUGAAGACAUAUUUAUAGAACAUCGCAAAAUGUCAAAACCAGAUAAUACUCAGCAGUUUUCAAAAACUUUCAAGGAUCAUCAAGAAGUCGAUUUUCAUAUGUUGAUAUUUACAAAAACCCAUUUUUGGUGCAUUUUCUCUAAUUCAGACAUUCUCGGAGAAUGGAAGACUGAAAACGUUUAUAGGUUAUGGUUUCGAAAAAAGUUUAUCAUGGAAAGUAUAAUAAUGAAAAUAUGGAAUAAUCAUGUUUGUUUGUUAAUAUUGAUUAUGAUUUGAAUAAAUGAAGGUAUCGUACAAACACAA
Messenger RNA from Leptinotarsa decemlineata (Colorado potato beetle), 2261 nucleotides. RefSeq names its product nose resistant to fluoxetine protein 6. Gene Ontology annotation, molecular function: acyltransferase activity, transferring groups other than amino-acyl groups. The record is from RefSeq and is a predicted model, not a curated record. NCBI's taxonomy places the organism in Eukaryota, Metazoa, Arthropoda, Insecta, Coleoptera, Chrysomelidae.